This is a messenger RNA of Drosophila navojoa, 918 nucleotides long. Its product is annotated as suppressor-of-stellate-like protein. Gene Ontology annotation, cellular component: cytoplasm; protein kinase CK2 complex. NCBI's taxonomy places the organism in Eukaryota, Metazoa, Arthropoda, Insecta, Diptera, Drosophilidae. Gene Ontology annotation, molecular function: protein kinase regulator activity. The record is from RefSeq and is a predicted model, not a curated record.
GCACAAAAACGACGAGUAUAAGCACUGCCUCCAAGUGAACGCGUAAUUUCAACGUCGAUCGAUUAAUAUUCACUCGAACUAUAUAUAGACCCACGACAGAACAGCUGAGACAUGUCGAAAGCGGACAGAUCGUGGAUCAAUUGGUUCGUUAACCUGCCGUCGAAUGAGUUUCUGUGCCGCGUGCCCUCCGAGUAUGCGCGCGACAAGUUCAACUUGACGGGAUUGGAGACGAUGGUGGAGAACUUUCAGGACACUCUGGAUGCCAUACUCGACUCGGAGUUCGACAUCGAGUACGGCUUCGACAGGGACGCCGAUGCGGAGACGCAUCCCGAAAUGGCCGAGCAGGUGUACGGCCUGAUCCAUGCACGGUACAUACUGACGCGCCGCGGCAUCAUGGACAUGUACCUCAAGUACAAGCGCGGCGACUUUGGCAUCUGUCCGCGCAUCUUCUGCAACGAGCAGGCGGUGCUGCCGCUGGGCCUGACCGAUCGCAUUGGCGAGUCGCACGUGAAGGUCUAUUGUCCUCGCUGCCAGGACAUCUAUCAGCCGAACGAGCGCUGUGCCCUGCUCGAUGGCGCCAUGUUCGGCUGCAGCUUUCCACACAUGUUCUUCAUGCAGCUGCCGCACCUGCUGCCCCAGCCGCCCAGCGAGAAGUACAUACCACGCAUCUACGGGUUCAAGCUGCAUGAGCUGGCUCUCUUGCCCCCCUCAUCUUCGUCUAGCGCAUUGAAGAGCUCGGAGCAGUUGGAGCUCGACGACUUCGAGCAGUUCGAUGAUCUGCAGCAGAUAGAGGAGGCUAGGGUUCUGGAGGAAAUCAGCUGGCCGAACAAGAAACGUUAUAAUUUCACAAUUGACUAAUUGUCUUAUUAAUAUGUAAUCAAAAUAUUCCAAAUUUUUGUUCGUCAAUAAAAAAGAGGU